UUGAAGGGCUUCCGGAUCAGCCCCUCUCUUUCCUGGCCACCCUUGCCAGCAGCAGCAGUGAGGAAAUAGAGUCUCAGCUGCAGGAACGUGUGGAGUCUUCACGUCGUGCCGUUGCCCGUAUUGUAUCGGUGUAUGACCGGUUGCACACGCGGUUAGACCAGCUUUCCUCCAAACUGGACAGCGCAGAGCCAUCUCAGAUAGAAGAAGCUGUUAAGGAGCUGGACUCUCUGCUGUCUAACGAGAAUGUGCGUUUACAGGAAGUGUGCAGCCGCUUGAAGGAGAAGCACCAAAACAUGACUCAAGAGUUCACCCAGUUGCAGUCCCGCUUGGAGAACGCAGAAUCCCGCGUCUCACACUUAGAUGGCCUCAUUGAAGAUCUGCAGUGGGACAUUGACAAGGUCCGCAAAAGAGAGCAGCGCCUGAACAGACACUUGUCGGAGGUCCUUGAGAGGGUGAAUUCGAAAGGCUACAAGGUGUAUGGUGCUGGCAGCAGCUUAUAUGGAGGAACAAUAACCAUCAACUCAAAAAAGUUUGAGGAAAUGACCACUGAAGUUGACAUGAAUAAAGAACUUGCUGUGAAUCGACUUCAGGAACUGGAGAAGCUCAAGCAGGACCUACAUGAAGUGUCUUCUGAGAACAAGGACUUGCAGGAGCAACUGUCAAGAGCUGUAGAGGAGAAUGUGCGGCUAUCUCCAGAAUACCGCUGCUUGCAGUCACAGUUCUCUGUCCUGUAUAACGAGUUGUUACAGCUAAAAGCACAGUUGGAUGAGGCUCGCUCUCUGCUGCACGGGACACGCACCAACCACCAUCGUCAGCUAGAACUUAUUGAACGAGAUGAGGUGGCUCUUCAAAAAAAGGUGCGCACCGAGGUCAUCCAGCUGGAGGACACACUUGCGCAAGUGAGAAAGGAAUAUGAGAUGCUGAGAAUUGAGUUUGAGCAGACGCUGGCCGCCAAUGAACAGGCGGGCCCUAUUAAUCGUGAAAUGAGACAUCUGAUCAGCAGCCUGCAGAACCACAAUCACCAGCUAAAGGGCGAGGUUCAGAGGUACAAGAGGCGACUGCGAGAAAUCCAAAGCGAAAUCAAUAAGAUUCGUGCUCGCAAUAGUUGUGGUAUCUUCCUGCUGCCCUCACAGUCCAGCGUGGAGGAGACCCGAGAGGAAACCCUGGAAAUAAAGACAGAGCCCGAGGAAACUGCACUUCCAACACCAGCCCCACCACAACCGGAGGUCAUCCCAAAAAAGGAAGAAGAGGAGGUGCAGCUACCGCCACCACAGCAGCAGAGAGAAAGGCGAGAGAGGGAGAAAGAGCGAGAGAGGGAUCGGGGGCGUGAGAAGGACAGAGGUGACAGCUCGAAGGAGAAACCGAAACAUGAGCCAGAUACAAAGCGCAAGGAGGCAGAGAAUGUAAAACAGAUGAAGGCCGAGCUCAAGAGAGUGCAGGAGUCCUUAAGAGACAUGAAGCUGCUCCUGGACAUGUAUCGUUCUGCCCCCAAGGAACAGAGAGACAAGGUUCAGCUUAUGGCAGCUGAGAGAAAAAGCAAAGCAGAGCUGGAAGAACUGCGACAGAGGCUUCGAGAGCUAGAGGAGAGAGAACGUAGAGACAGCAAAAAAAUGGCAGAUGAGGAUGCCCUGCGGAGGAUGAGAGCAGCAGAAGAGCAAACUGAAGCCCUACAGAAAAGAUUGUCUGUAGCUAAACAGGAGGAAGAGGCUCUGCUGUCGGAGAUGGACGUCACUGGCCAGGCAUUCGAAGAUAUGCAGGAGCAGAACAUCCGUCUGAUGCAGCAGCUGAGGGAGAAAGAUGAUGCCAACUUCAAACUAAUGUCUGAGAGAAUCAAAUCCAACCAGAUCCACAAACUUCUAAAAGAGGAGAAGGAGGAACUGGCGGACCAACAGCUCACACUGCGCACACAGGUUGAUGCCCAGCUUAAAGUCUUGCGAAAGCUGGAAGAGAAGGAGCACCUACUGCAAAGCAGCAUCACCACAGGAGAAAAGGAGCUGACGCUACGCACCCAGGCACUGGAUCUCAGCAAACGCAAGGCGAUGGAGGCCUCUCAGCAGGCAGAAGAACUUAGGAGCCAGAUGGAGGUAUCGCAGAAGAAGCUGCAGGAUCUUCGGAAGGAAAUCAUAGAGAACAGCUCUGGCCGGGAAAAGGACACUUUUAACUACAAGAGAGCACAGGAGGACAUAUCCCGCCUACGGAAAAAGCUGGAAUCCACCAAGAAACCGGAUAUGGUGCCCACGUGUGAUAAAAUCUUGAUGGAGGAGAUCAAAGAAUUCAAGUCUCGUCUCACCUGCCCGUGCUGCAACUCUCGCAAGAUGGAUGCUGUCUUGACCAAGUGUUUCCACGUCUUCUGCUUCGAAUGCGUCAAGACCCGCUACGACACCCGGCAACGCAAGUGUCCCAAAUGCAAUGCAGCCUUUGGUGCCAACGACUUCCACCGCAUUUACAUUGGAUGAGCGGGAAAAUUCUGCAAAUCUUGCUGAGCCCUCAGUGAUGCUGCUUAACAUGCAUUCUGUAUAGACGUGACACAACUUCGUGACCCUCCCAAAUCUAUCGCUCGCACUGCCGAUGCUCCUCAAAAAGGACCUUGUAGGUCAUUUCACAUCCUGCAAAAUUCUUAUUUUUACUGUGCAAAAAAAAAAAAAAAAAAGAUUUGUAUUUGUGAAUACUAGGAUUCCU
This is a messenger RNA of Nanorana parkeri, 2679 nucleotides long. It is a transcript of the gene RNF20, whose product is annotated as ring finger protein 20. The annotation marks the transcript as partial. Gene Ontology annotation, cellular component: nucleus; HULC complex. NCBI's taxonomy places the organism in Eukaryota, Metazoa, Chordata, Amphibia, Anura, Dicroglossidae. The record is from RefSeq and is a predicted model, not a curated record. The transcript is spliced from 16 exons. Gene Ontology annotation, molecular function: metal ion binding; ubiquitin protein ligase activity.